Messenger RNA from Didymosphaeria variabile, 4587 nucleotides. RefSeq names its product Sulfite reductase [NADPH] subunit beta (gene MET5). Gene Ontology annotation, biological process: amino acid biosynthetic process; sulfate assimilation. Gene Ontology annotation, cellular component: sulfite reductase complex (NADPH). Lineage: Eukaryota; Fungi; Ascomycota; Dothideomycetes; Pleosporales; Didymosphaeriaceae. Gene Ontology annotation, molecular function: NADP binding; 4 iron, 4 sulfur cluster binding; FMN binding. The record is from RefSeq and is a predicted model, not a curated record. The coding region runs from base 1 to 4587 and encodes 1528 amino acids. The transcript is spliced from 4 exons.
AUGGGUGCCAUCAAGACUGCUGGAGAGGCUGUGGCACGCAUCGCCCAUCUCGCGAGCGAUGUGGUCGUCUCGGUUCAGCCCACGCUCGCCACUCCGUCUGAGUUCUCAGAGCAUCUGAGGAAGCUCGAGGCGGACAAAGCGCAGAGCAUUGUCGCGAAGCAACAGCCGGAGAUCGUUGCUGUGCAGGAGAAUGCCGACCCGCUUCUCUCAUGCUUCACGCCCCUUCGUUCAGGAAAGCUCACCUCGGUCGCCACUUCCUCAUCCAUCCUGAUCAAGUCGAUCCCACACCUCUACAAGCUCGCACAGUACCCCGUCGUAAUACACGUGUCGGUACAGCCUUCAUCCUACCCCGACUACUCAGACAUCACCUCCAUCCGCCAGUGUGGCUUCACAUUCCUGCACUCGGAGACGCUGCAGCAGACGCAAGACAUUGCAUUGACUGCCCAUGCUCUCGCCACUAAGUCGGGCAAGGGCGUCAUCCAUUUCUUCGCCUCAGGAUCCACUGCUUUCGCCGAUAAGGAGAUUCAGGAGGAGGACCAGGAGCUCGUACGACGCAUUCUCGAUGUGAACCGCGCAGCAGACUACCAGAACACCAAGUCUGAAGAGACUGGACUCUACGCAGACGACGGCAGGAGCGCAACUAUUUCCUUCGCGCGCAGCCAGGGCCCUAGCUCAUCUGUGGCUCCCGCGACUUCAGCACAAAAUGGCCAAUCGCUGCCAGUGUCCGAGAGGAACAGCACACGAGGGGAUUCGUCAUCAGACUCCUCACAGCGUGAAUCGAGCGCAGCGAGCGGCGUCUCUGCGUCGUCAGCUACGACAGUCGAGUCUUUAGCUUCCAAGCCUGUCUCUUCAGAGGACAUCUACCGUUUUGCAAGCCAAAUCUGGGCCGACAUCAAGGACGCAACUGGUCGUUCCUACGAUGCCUUCACCUACACUGGACCCUCCAAUGCAGAGGCAGCCAUCUUCCUCUUCGGCGCGGAUGUAGCAGUCUUUGCCACCGAGAUCGACACAGUCGAUGGGUCUGUCGAUUAUGCCAACACUGGUAUCAUUUCCUUCCGGAUGUACCGACCAUGGCUCGGUGCUUCUCUUGCUCCCCUGUUACCAACGUCAAUCAAGCGGAUAGCAGUUCUUGAGCAGGUCCGCCGCCAGACCACCCGAUGGGGCCCUCUUCUACUGGACGUUUUGAUGUCCGUGAAGUCUAGCCAGAGCUCGCCUCUUGUCGUUGGCUACCAGCUUGGAUAUAUCAAUAAGGACACUGUGCAGCAGGCGAUGCGUGGCAUCUUCCAGAACCUCAUGAGCGAGAAGCCCGUGCAAAACCUCCAAAUUGGUAACCUUGAUGGCCCAACCGAGAAGAAGACCCAAGCUGAGCAACCUAGCCUGGAGAACGCCUACAUGAAGAUUUUGGACCAAGUGUUCGGCGAGAAGCUGCUCAUUGCGAACCAGCUUGGCUCGCAGCAUGCUGGCGUGUCCAACGAGAUCUCGUCUAGCCCUGAGUACGGUUUCGGAUCUCUCAUCGCACGCAAGGAGCACCGUCAGCGAUUCAUCGAUGAGGUCCGCGAAGCAUCGAAGAGCAACGACUUCGUCACCAAAGCACCCCUGGAAUGGUUGGCUAAGUGGGCUCUGGAUGCUGAGGAUAGCACCAAGGCCAACGCACUUGCACAGGAAGUCAUUGCCCGCCUUAGCAACGAUGGCUCGCCUGCAGCCAGCCAGCUUCUGUCAACAAAGAAGCUCUUCUACCGGGAGUCGCCUUGGUUGGUAGGUUCGGAUGCAUGGGCAUACGACCUGGGUAACUCCGGUGUCCACCAUGUUCUUGCUUCUGGCGAGAACGUCAACAUGCUCAUCAUCGACUCUACACCAUACUCGGAGCGUACUGCGGCCGACGCCAACAGGAGGAAGAAGGACAUUGGUCUUUAUGCCAUGAACUUCGGUAACGCCUACGUUGCGUCCGUAGCGGCGUACAGCUCUUACACUCAGGUCCUCGAGGCCAUGAUUGAAGCUGACAAGUUUGAUGGCCCGUCAGUUGUUCUCGCCUACCUGCCCUACGAGAAGGAGACGGAUUCGCCUCUGACUGUUCUGCAAGAGACGAAGAAGGCGGUUGACAUCGGCUACUGGCCGCUUUACAGAUGGGAUCCGCGAGGCGAUGAGAAGGGCGAGCCUAACUUCCAGCUCGACUCAGAGCGUAUCAAGAAGGAACUGGAGGAGUUCUUGGCACGCGACAACUACCUUUCGCAGGUCAUGAAGAGACAUCCCGAGUUCUCUGCUAACCUCUCUGGCUCAUAUGGAACUGAGGUGCGGCAGCUACAGAAGCGCAAGGCCAAGGAUGCGUACAGCAAGCUUCUCGAAGGUCUCCAGGGAGACCCAUUGACUGUCCUGUUCGCCUCUGACAACGGUAACGCAGAGAACCUUGCCAAGCGCCUCGCAAGGCGUGGAAAGGCCCGUGGCCUUAAGACGAUCUGCAUGGCCAUGGACGAAUACCCUCUUGAGGACCUUUCUGGCGAACAGAACGUUGCCCUCCUUACCAGUACCGCUGGCCAGGGUGAGUUCCCUCAGAACGGACGAACAUUCUGGGAGACCGUGAAGGACUCUACCGACCUCGAUCUGGCCACUGUCAACUUCGCCGUCUUCUCUCUCGGUGACAGCCACUACUGGCCGCGCAAGGAGGACAAGAUCUACUACAACAAGCCCGGAAAGGACCUCCACGCUCGUUUGGUUACUCUAGGAGGCAAGCCGCUCACCGAGUGCGGUCUUGGAGAUGAUCAAGACCCUGACGCUUACCAGACUGGCUACGGUGAGUGGGAGCCCAAGCUCUGGCAAGCCCUCGGUGUCGACAACGUCGAGGGUCUCCCUGAUGAGCCACCGCCAAUCACCAACGAGGACAUCAAGGCUGCGUCCAACUACCUCCGUGGUACUAUCGAGGAGGGUCUGCAAGAUACUUCUACUGCCGCCAUCUCGGCCGCCGAUCAGCAGCUCACCAAGUUCCACGGCACAUAUAUGCAGGACGACCGUGACCUCCGUGAUGAGCGCAAAGCACAAGGUCUUGAGCCGGCCUACUCUUUCAUGAUUCGAUGCCGUCUUGCCGGUGGUGUCGCAACACCGAAGCAGUGGCUCCAGAUGGACGAGAUCAGCGACAAGCUCGGAAACGAGACGAUGAAGCUUACCACGCGCCAGACAUUCCAGUUCCACGGUGUCGUUAAGACCAAGCUCAAGCCUGCCAUGCAAGCCAUCAACAAGGCUCUCAUGACCACUAUUGCCGCUUGCGGUGAUGUGAACCGGAACGUCAUGUGCUCUUCCCUACCUGAACACUCAUCUUUCCACAAGCAGGUUCAUGCCAUAUCCCAAAAGAUCAGCGACCAUCUCCUGCCGUCGACGACCGCCUACCACGAGAUCUGGCUAGAGGAUGACGAGACAAAGGAGAAGAAGAAGAUCGCAGGUGAAGCUGUUCAGGAUCACGAGCCUCUCUACGGCCCCGUCUACCUUCCGCGAAAGUUUAAGAUCACCAUUGCCAUUCCUCCGCACAACGACACCGAUGUCUACGCUCACGAUAUCGGUCUCAUUGCCAUCAAGGGCAAGGACGGCAACCUCGAAGGGUUCAACGUUCUCGCUGGUGGUGGCAUGGGUGCUACGCACAACAACAAGAAGACAUACCCGCAAACCGGUAGAAUGUUUGGCUACGUUCCUACCGACCAAGUCCACAUUGUCUGCGAGAAGAUUAUGCUCGUCCAGCGUGACCACGGUGACCGUAAGAACCGCAAGCACGCCCGUCUAAAGUACACCAUCGACGACAUGGGUGUCGACGUCUUCCGCAGCAAGGUCGAGGAGCUUUGGGGUGAGCAUUUCGCUGACCCUAAGACCUUCAAGUUCGACUCCAACAUUGACACCUUUGGCUGGCAAAAGGAUGAGAAUGGCCUCAACCACUUCACUUUCUUCAUCGAGAAUGGUCGUAUCGAAGAUACUCCUGAGUUCCCGAUGAAGUCUGGUCUUGUUGAGGUGGCUAAGGUGCACAAGGGCGAGUUCAGACUUACGGGCAACCAGCAUCUGAUUCUGUCUAAUGUGAAGGACGAGGAUCUUGACAGCAUGAAGGAGUUGAUGAAGAAGUACAAGCUUGACAACACCAACUUCUCUGGCUUGCGUCUCAGCAGUUCCGCUUGCGUCGCUUUCCCCACCUGCGGUCUUGCAAUGGCCGAGUCAGAGCGCUACCUUCCCGAGCUCAUCUCUAAGCUCGAGAGCACUCUCGAAGAGGCGGGCCUGCGACAGGAUUCCAUCGUCAUGCGUAUGACAGGCUGCCCCAACGGCUGCGCACGACCAUGGCUCGCUGAAGUCGCCUUCGUCGGCAAGGCUUACGGCGCAUACAAUAUGUACCUCGGUGGCGGCUACCACGGACAGCGACUGAACAAGCUGUACAGGAGCUCGAUCAAGGAAGACGAGAUACUAGAGAUCAUGAAGCCCAUGAUCAAGCAGUGGGCCGUUGAGAGGGAGCAAGGAGAGCACUUCGGCGACUUCGUCAUCAGGAAGGGCUACAUCGUAGCGACGACGAACGGCACGAACUUCCAUGACAACACUGCGGAAGAGGAAUCAGAGGAAGAGUAG